Messenger RNA from Galeopterus variegatus (Sunda flying lemur), 3766 nucleotides. RefSeq names its product serum/glucocorticoid regulated kinase 2 (gene SGK2). Gene Ontology annotation, molecular function: ATP binding; protein serine/threonine kinase activity. NCBI's taxonomy places the organism in Eukaryota, Metazoa, Chordata, Mammalia, Dermoptera, Cynocephalidae. Gene Ontology annotation, biological process: protein phosphorylation. The record is from RefSeq and is a predicted model, not a curated record.
GGGUUCAGACUAUGCCCUGCAAGGGUCCUUCCAGCCCUGGCCAUCCUGGACUCUAGAGCUGCCCUGGGUCACGGGGGUCUUGCUGUCCUGGCUGUCCCCAACCCUUGAAAAGACUCAGCCUGGGAAGGGCUAACCUUGACCAUCCCCUGCCAUCCCUCCUGAGAUGUUUAGUUAGAAAGGUGGGUCCAGGAGCUGUCAUUUCUAAUCCCAUCCAUGCAGGGGUUGCUGGCCUCUGGGGUAGGGGAUGUUCAGGCUGUGGCACGGGCACAGGGUUGGGGAGGGUGGAGAGGGCAGCAGUGCCUGAAGCCCCAGACAGGUGACAAACCCCCAACACCAGCUCUCUCAUGUCUGCUCCUCCUUGUGCCCCCAGAGCCCCCACCUGGUCACUUCUUCAGAAUGGCCUCGUGCCCAGCUGGGAUGCCAAGUCCACAGCCCUCAAGGGCCAAUGGGAACAUCAGCCUGGGGCCUUCAGCCAACCUAAAUGCCAGGCCCACAGACUUCGACUUCCUCAAAGUCAUUGGGAAAGGGAACUAUGGGAAGGUCCUACUGGCCAAGCGCAAGUCCGACGGGAUGUUCUAUGCUGUGAAGGUGCUGCAGAAAAAGUCUAUCUUAAAGAAGAAAGAGCAGAGCAACAUCAUGGCAGAGCGCAGUGUGCUUCUGAAGAAUGUGCAGCACCCCUUCCUCGUGGGCCUGCGCUACUCCUUCCAGACACCAGAGAAGCUCUACUUUGUGCUUGACUAUGUCAACGGGGGAGAGCUCUUCUUCCAUCUACAGCGGGAACACCGGUUCCUGGAGCCCCGGGCCCGGUUCUACGCAGCCGAGGUGGCCAGUGCCAUUGGCUAUCUGCACUCCCUCAACAUCAUUUACAGGGACCUAAAACCAGAGAACAUUCUCUUGGACUGUCAGGGACACGUGGUGCUGACUGAUUUUGGCCUCUGCAAGGAAGGUGUAGAGCCCGAGGAGACCACAUCCACGUUCUGUGGCACUCCUGAGUACUUGGCUCCUGAAGUGCUUCGUAAACAGCCUUAUGAUCGGGCAGUGGACUGGUGGUGCUUGGGGGCAGUCCUGUAUGAGAUGCUGCAUGGCCUGCCUCCUUUCUACAGCCGAGAUCUGUCCCAGAUGUAUGAGAACAUUCUGCACCAGCCGCUACAGAUCCCUGGGGGUCGGACAGUGGCCGCCUGCGACCUCCUGCAAGGCCUUCUCCACAAGGACCAGAGGCAGCGCCUGGGCUCCAAAGCAGACUUUCUUGAGAUUAAGAACCAUGUAUUCUUCAGCCCCAUAAACUGGGAUGACUUGUAUCACAAGAGGCUGACUCCACCCUUCAACCCAAAUGUGGCAGGACCUGCUGACUUGAAACACUUUGACCCAGAGUUCACCCAGGAAGCCGUGUCCAAGUCCAUCGGCUGCACCCCUGACACUGUGGCCAGCAGCUCUGGGGCGUCAGGUGCAUUCCUGGGAUUUUCAUAUGUGCCGGAGGAUGAUGACAUCUUGGAUUGGUAGAAAAGCACCUGUGAAACCACUGAGGCCAGCUGGUAUAAGUAAGGAAUUACCUUCAGCUGCUAGUAACAGAGACUCAAUGUUACAAUGGCCUAAAUGAGAAACAGGUUUAUUUUUUUCCAUCACAAAAGAAUAGUGUUGGGUGGGCCAGAGGCUUUCUGUAUUUCUGCUCUGUCAUCUGGCAAACGGCUUCCAAUAUUAGAUUUGCUACGUUAUCACAAGAUAGUUACUGGAGCUCUAGCCACCACUUCUGUGUUCUGAGCAGGAAAAAAGGAGGACAGGGAGGGAAGAGCAAAAGGGAACCUUUAAAGAGCCUCCCGAAAGCCCCACCCAAUGACUUCUGCUUACAUCCUAUUAACCACCCACCCCUACCUGCAAUGAAGGCUGGGAUAUGUGGCUUAUUAGCUGGGAAAAUGACUACUCUUAGUAACAAAGGGCUUCUGACACAAAGGGAGAAGGGGAGAGUGCUGGAUGGGCAACCAGCACUCUUUACCAGAGGACCUCUUGGUGUUUGGAUUUUGGUCUCAAUGUGUAAAAUGUGUAAAAUGACAGAUGUAACAAGCCUGCAGGGUAUUACCCAACAUCUGUUAUUGUUCUCUAUUGAUGGUGUCUGUCUUUGUUGUGGAUAGUACUGGACAUUUGUUUUGGGUUUGGCUGCCUAGUAUCUGAGCCCCUUCCUAUAUUCAGGGAAUCCCCUACUUUAUGAGCCUUCAUGAGGGGCAAUAACUACCUCCAUUUAGAGUUACUGAAAAUGCUAGUUACUGACUUUCCCAACCUCGCCUGAGCUAGGGCCAGGAAUGUGGCCCGGGGGUACACCUGUACCAGACUUUGACCCAAGGAAGGGACCAGAAGUUCUCUUUCAUGUGGUAACUGAGGUAACAGUACCCACAAAACUGAGUUCCUGGUGUAGAAGGGGGAACAAUGCAAAUUGUAGCAAUUGGUACUCUGUGGCAGCAAAAGCAGCAGUUUGCUCACGAGACCAGCACUGCAGUAUCAUUCCUGGAAGCCUUGAGCCCCCUUCUCUAACUUUCCUAAUGAUUUCGAGAGCUUCUGGUCCUUAUGACACACUCCUUGCUUAAUGGCCUAAAGUCAGCUUCAGAUCAGCUGCUUACACUGGGCCAGUCUCUGUGCUAGACUCUUUCAUGUCUGUUACCAGUUUUCAUCCAAACAACCCUAAGACAGAAAUUAUUACUAUCCUCUUUUUUACCAAUGAAGAAACAGCAUCAGAGAAGUUAUUUCUUGCCUGACAGUCAUGUGGUUAACAAGGGCCAGAGCUGGGACAUGGAGCAAUAUACGCUGAUUCCAGAGGCUGUCACAUUUAACUUUUGUGUUGGUCUGCCCUUCACUCUGGCUGUGAGGUCCAAGCAGAAUGAUUCAAAAUAUCUAAUGAGAACCAAAUCAAGAACUGGCUGAAACAAGCCAGUUGUGAGAAAUGGGGUCUUGAAAAGGAGACAUUCAACUGGAUGCUCGCUCAUGGUCUGAGCUUGGCUGCCAAGUUCAUGCUGUGCUCUACUUCACAUGAGGAGGCCAGGCCUUGCAUAGACCUGCUGCAGACUUGAUGACCAGAGCAUCCUGGCCACCCAUGGAGCUCCAUGUGUUCAGGAUCAGUCAUUUCAAAAGGUGAUUCUGAUUGGACAGGACAUGAGCAUAAGUCCACACCUCAAGAAUUCAGGACACCCUGCACUUGUGAGAUGGAUCAUGCUGCCUUAUUUCAGUGGAAAAGUGGUUGCUUUUUCACAAACCUGUUGUUCAUACUUUAGGGUGGCCUUCUUAGCUUUUAGGUUUGGGACAAAGGGAGGAAUUUUCUUAGGAUCAGUGUGUGUUGGUGAUUUUAUUGCCUUUUCUACUUAACUCAGUCCCACUCUUUUCCCUUCCAUUUUUUGUCCACCCAGCCCCCUGCCCCAGGAAUUAGGGUGGUCAAGGCUGGGAGACCAUGGAAAAAACACCAAUGACACUGACCUACUGGAGAUCAAAUUUGAGUCAGGAAAGGGUUAAUGUUAAGCUUGACAUGCGCUGAGAACUCUGAAACACUUUGAUUUCCAUCUUAAUAGUAACUGUAAAUUGAUAAAUGUGGAAAAUGAGACCAAAAUCCUCCCAAGUUCCCAAAGCAAAAAACAAGAGUGUAAUUGUCAGAAACGGGAUAGUAGUUAAAAGUACAUAACAAGUUAUGGGUUGUGAAACAUAAUGGUUCUACCUGUUCUAAGAUUGUAAAAUCACAAAAUGUUUCACUGGGAUAGAAAAUAAAAAUAAAAAAAACUAUGCUAUUGAA